Messenger RNA from Cynoglossus semilaevis (tongue sole), 737 nucleotides. It is a transcript of the gene stmp1, whose product is annotated as short transmembrane mitochondrial protein 1. Bases 149 to 289 code for a protein of 46 amino acids. Lineage: Eukaryota; Metazoa; Chordata; Actinopteri; Pleuronectiformes; Cynoglossidae. The transcript is spliced from 3 exons. The record is from RefSeq and is a predicted model, not a curated record. Gene Ontology annotation, cellular component: respiratory chain complex.
GCGUACAAGUAGUAUUGCGGCUGUCAAAUCUUAUCUUUUUUUGUAGCUUCGCAUCUUCGUUGUGUUUUGACCAGUUGAGCUUUGCUGAUCUUUUAAAACAAAUUUUAGGGUAUUUUCCCGACGAAGGUACUGAUCCACUCAACUCAUCAUGUUACAGUUUCUGGCUGGCUUUACUUUGGGGAAUGUCGUGGGGAUGUAUCUGGCCCAGAACUAUGAUGUUCCCAACAUCUACAAGAAAAUUGAAGCUUUCAAGAAAGACGUGGAGGACAGGAAGAAGCCAUCAGAGUAAACCAUGAACUGACUUGACUGUUUUCUGAAGAGAAACUAUUUAUUUUACAUUUAUUGUAUAAUCAGUGUACAAAGAAAACAUUGUAUAGGAAUGUCAGUGCCUAAAUGAGUUUCUUUGAUGAUUUUCUUUCACUAAAUAAGCCAAAAAAUAUAUAUUUUAGACUAUUUUUGUACAAUACAGUUAAUAUUGUUCACAGAUUUUAAAUCUGUUACAUGUCACCAAAGGGAUCACCUUGUAACUAGUAUUUGACAAGGCAAUGUCGACUCACCUUGUUUAUGGUGCACUAUGGUCUUUGCACUUCCAUCGUUCUUUUUCCUUCAUCUUUUUUUGGGGUUAUUUUAAAAUGAAAACUUAACCAGGCAUUUGCUCUUGUGUUGUGUUGCACAAUUUUGCAUGAAUAUUCUCCUUAUUCUCAAGCUUAUAAUAAAGUUAUGGAAGAACUUGUAAA